This is a messenger RNA of Akanthomyces muscarius, 1080 nucleotides long. RefSeq lists its product as uncharacterized. Gene Ontology annotation, biological process: cellular response to amino acid stimulus; positive regulation of TOR signaling; cellular response to starvation. The record is from RefSeq and is a predicted model, not a curated record. Gene Ontology annotation, molecular function: GTPase activity; GTP binding. The transcript is spliced from 4 exons. The coding region runs from base 1 to 1080 and encodes 359 amino acids. NCBI's taxonomy places the organism in Eukaryota, Fungi, Ascomycota, Sordariomycetes, Hypocreales, Cordycipitaceae. Gene Ontology annotation, cellular component: nucleus; Gtr1-Gtr2 GTPase complex; fungal-type vacuole membrane.
AUGGAGGCUUCUAGCAGUAUACCAAAAAAGGAUGACUCCAGAGGAGAUAUCAUCACUGGCAUCCCAGCAAAGGGCAAACCUCGUCUGCUGCUCAUGGGCCAGCGAAGGAGUGGAAAAUCUUCAAUCUCCAGUGUCGUAUUUCACAAACUACCUCCAAACGAGACGUUAUUCCUAGAGUCCACAGCAAGAAUACAAAAGGACUCGAUGGCCUCAUUUAUGGAAUUCCAAGUAUGGGACUUCCCUGGGCAGAUCGACGUCUUUGAAACUCCAAAUUUUGAUAUGGAGGCCAUCUUUGGCGAAAUCGGUGCCCUUAUCUGGGUCAUUGAUGCGCAAGAUGACUACCUAGAGGCAGUUGCGCGCCUCAACACCACAAUCUUGGCCUUACAAGGAAACUAUCCCAACAUCAACAUUGAAGUCUUUAUACAUAAAGUCGAUGGCUUAUCAGACGACUACAAGCUUGAUAUCCAGCGAGACAUCACCAUCCGCAUCCAGGACGAGCUGUCGGACCACGGCUUCGAGAACGCGCCCGUCACCUUCCACCUCACCUCCAUCUACAACCACUCCAUCUUCGAGGCCUUUAGCAAGGUCAUCCAGAAGCUCAUCCCACGACUGGGCACGCUCGAGGCCAUGCUGACCAAUCUGUGCCGCACGUGCCGCUUCGAAAAGGCGUACCUAUUUGAUGUCAUGUCCAAGAUUUACAUUGCCACGGACAGCGCGACGGCCGACAUGGCCAGCUAUGAGAUCUGCAGCGACUACAUUGACGUCAUCAUCGACAUCACCGAGGUCUACGGCACCUGGCAGCGCAGCGACGAGAGCCGCAAAAAGCUUGAGGGCGACCCGCUCAACAUGAAGCUCGAGGACCAGGUCGGGUGCGCCACGGCUGAGAGCUGCCUCGUGCUGCACGACAGCAACAAGCCCAUCAUGCUGCGCGAGGUCGAUCGCUACCUUGCGCUCGUGGCCAUCAUGACGGACGACUCGUACGAGAAGAUGCCGCUGGUGAAUAUGAAUGUCGAGACGGUCGUCGAGGGCAUCACCGAGUUUUUCAACAUUACAAAGCCAAAAACGCAGGACCAGCAGUAG